Molecule: messenger RNA, 3715 nt
Organism: Columba livia (rock pigeon)
Lineage: Eukaryota; Metazoa; Chordata; Aves; Columbiformes; Columbidae
Gene: LZIC
Product: leucine zipper and CTNNBIP1 domain containing
Exons: 10
Coding region: 526-1098 (190 amino acids)
Molecular function (GO): beta-catenin binding
Source: RefSeq, a predicted model, not a curated record
GGUGCUGAGGGAGGGGCGGGAAGGGCGGGCUGAGGGGCGGGAAACGGGUGUGAAACACUGAGGAACACGGCGUUCCCCGCCGGAGCUGCUCUCCGUAGAUGUGUCGCCGCUCGCCCGCAGGUACGGACGCCGGAGUCCGGCUGGGGUGAGGCUGCCGAAAUCUUCCCGUUUUAACGGUUCCGCACACGCUCCGUUAAGAUUGGAAUCCACGUGGAUUACUCAGACCCUUCUUCACUGUUCUGGAAUUUGAGCACGGGCUGGUUUCCUCUGUAUUUUCACGGACAAUCCAUCCAAGAACUCAUCUGCUGGAACAGGGACCUCUGAGAGCUGCGUCAUAACAUCAGUCAAAGUGCAAAGAUUUCAAAGCAACAACUACAAGAGCUCCUGCUCGUUCUCUUUCGCACCUCUCCAUUCCUUGUCUGCCCGCUGCUGGAGCCCCUUGCCUUAGCGCUGGAACUUGCUGGUCAACGGUUGUUGCACCGGAGUGUCAUGUAACAACUGAAAAUUUUCAUCUGAAAACAGAAAAUGGCUUCAAGAGGAACAACAGAGACGAGUAAACUGAAACAGAACUUGGAAGAGCAGUUGGAUAGAUUAAUGCAGCAGCUUCAAGAUCUGGAGGAAUGCAGAGAGGAGCUGGAUGCAGAUGAGUAUGAAGAGACCAAAAAAGAAACUCUAGAACAACUCAGCGAGAUCAAUGACUCGCUGAAGAAGAUUAUGUCUGGAGAUAUGACUUUGGUUGACGAGCUGAGCGGGAUGCAGCUGGCAAUACAAGCAGCCAUCAGCCAGGCGUUUAAAACUCCAGAAGUAAUUAGGAUGUUUGCAAAGAAACAACCGAGGCAAUUGAGGACAAGGUUGGCAGAGAUGGACCGAGACUUAAUGGUUGGGAAGUUGGGGCGGGACGUGUACACACAGCAGAAACUGGAAAUCCUGACUGCCCUCAGAAAGCUCGGUGAGAAGCUCACUCCAGAUGAUGAGACGUUCUUGUCAGCAAAUGCUGGCACAGCCCUGAGCCAGUUUGAGAGAGUCUCCACUGACCUUGGAUCAGGAGAUAAAGUCUUUGCUCUCGCAAGUUCUGAAGUAGAGAAGGCAAAACAAUGAAGAGGUGCGUGAGGCUGGUGUCUCUCCGGUUAUCAGCAGCAUUGGACUUCUGCCACAUUGCAUUGGGUUUUUUCCAUUUCUAACACUUUGAAAAAAAGAAAAGCAAAACGAAACCAGAAGGAAAACCCACAAACCCUAAACUCCUUGGGUGCUUAAUCAGAAGAUACAAAGUAAACAGCCUUAAGUGCACUUUGGAACCUCGGUGUCUGUACCCCUUAUUAACUUAAGCUCUGAGGCUGAACACUAAGUGGUACCCUAAAAGCAAAGCAUGGCGUGACUCUCUUCGGAACGGAUCAGCUGUUUUGAACUUUUUUGAAUCUGUAUUUCUCUAACUAUUAAACCGUGAUCUUUUUGCAUGUGGUUGUAGCAAGCAGCUCUUUUUCAGGAGCAGUCUUAACGAGCAAGUGCGUUUUUUGGGGUGAUUCUUCACAUUGUCUUAAUUUUUGUUUGGACUCCCUGCUGAGUAGUUUGUACUAGGAACGCACUGAAGCUUUGAGAAAUCAACUUCGUUCAUUUGAAAUGCCAUCUUUCUGCAAACUGUUUGCAGAAGAACCAAAACGAGAGUGUAUGCUGACAGUUGGCCCGUAGCUGCUUGUUCAGUGGGCACAUGAACGAGCGUCAUUGUGUCCUGGCCCCCACUGCCGAACAAUGGAAGCCCUGUGGGGAGGAUUCUGGAGUCGUUUAACCUCGUGUGUUGAAAUGACAGGGAAUUGCUAGGAAAUGGCAAUGAGAAGCCUUUUCGGUGACCCCCUUCUUGAGCUCUGGAUGUCUAACCACAUGCUACUGUUAUUUCCCGGUAUUUCUGGGACAGCAUGAAGUAGCUUGCAAGUAGAAACAAGUUUAGAAAGGGGGGAAACUCGUUACGUGAUCAAUGCAAGUGUUGGAUGGUCUAUUUAGUAGAUGGUGGUGCUGGUGGGGGGGGGUUGAGCAGCAACUGUGCCUCCACAGAGAGGUUGGAAUCCUGAAUAAUCUCGGGUUUAGCAGGAUUUUAAAUCUCAUCUUGUUGAAUUUUUAGCACUGAGUGUGGAGAAACUACUUGGGAAUCGAGAUGUGUGUUUAACUUUCUGAGAAACGUUUUUGUAAAAGCAAUAUUAGGGAUCUUGUUCUUAAGGUACUGGCCGCUUCACACUUUAAUUCAGUACUUCUCAGCACUUUGAGCUGAUUGGAAGCCCAUAUUUCACUGGGAACUUCUUCAGUUUGAGAGAUGUGCAUUUCAGGUCUGCUCUGCCCUUGGUUUGUAUUCGGGCACUGAUCUAAUGAUACUGGCAACCAACAAAAGGACAUUUAAUUGAAUUUUAUACCUGUUCCCCUUCUUAUUUUACCACUAGCUAGGGGAAACGAUAUGGGUAGAAGGCAAAAACCUUUCUGUUGUCAUCUUGGCUGUUUAACAAUUGUGUCUCUUUCCUCUGAAUAGGAGGAGAAAAGCUUGAUGUUUCCUUAUCAGUGUUGCUGUGUCUGAAACUAGAAGCAGUAAAUCCCACGUUCUUUAACGCGGUGUAGCUGCAGGUGGACGUAUCUGUUCAGCUUAUGGCUUCUAGCUGUAAAAGAAGAAAAAGGAAUUUCCCUUGGUGCAAAAAGAGUUCAGACAUUAGGCAGUUUGGGGCCCUUUGGACUCUGUUUUAACAGGGAGUUAGCGCUUCCUUUCUUUGGAGAGCUGCACAAGUGGAGGAAGCGUUAUGAAAUCUCACUGGCAAAAAGCGUUUGGCUGUGAGUGUGUUGACGUGCUAUUAUUAUCUGGCACCCCUUGGAGAAAGCGCGACCUGCGGGUCACCGAUACUGCAGUUCCCUUCCCGUAAGAAAUGGAUCAAGAGGAGAAUGCCACCGUUCUGCUGCUUAAACUCCAUAAAUUCUGUUCUUCCUAAGUGGUAAAUCUCAGUGUCUCAUAGUCUAUGCUACCCCCUCGAAGUGAUGACUAUAUAUAGAAAUUUAACAUGAUCAGUUGUCAUAAUUUCGAUUGCACAUAUGGGGCAUAAAUAAGAGAGUUUGUCUAGUUGUAAACUAGGACUGGAGUAGAAUAAGCCAGAAAAUGUGUUCUGCUUUAGCAGAUAUUCUUUUGAAAUCUAGUACUUUAGAAAUGAAAGGAUGCACUGUAUAGACAGCACAACUUAUGUCUUUCACUCAUGGAACUUUUUUCUCCUCUUGGUUUUUUUUUAAGCAGCUUUCGUUUAGAUGGGGUCUUUUGUCCAUUCUAUCAGAACCAUUUUCCUGUCUGGGUCAGUAUUAUGUUCUCUGACAAAGGCUAAUUGCAGCUUUAUAGCUGAGAGCAGCUUAUUAAAAGGCGUUAUUAGACAGUCUACGAUUAUUGAAAACAAAACAGACCAUGGGGACUGUAGCUGCCGCCUUUUCCUUUGUGCUCAUUAUUAAGUAACUCUUCCCCCCCACAGCCCCCACUCUGCUGGUAGCAUUACUAUGUAAAUUAAAUCUCUCGGCACUCCUGCAGAUCACACUAAGUUUGUAGUACAAUAACAUGGAAGUCUUUCUCCGUGUAGUUUUAGAGCGGUGUACGUUUCCAGGAGAAACUUUUUUAAUUGACUUGCAAAUAUUUCAGCAUUUUUUUUUCCAACUUUCUGUACUGCAGGCAGUUGAAAAAUUGCGAUUAAAUUCAUCCUUGACUGAA